AGGGCGAACAUGUCAUCAUUGACAAUAGCUGCAUUGAUGAAGUAUCCGACUUGCAAGCGAUGGGCUCUGAGACCAGCUUGAAUGAGAUCCACUCACACCAGUGCACGGAAAACAUUGCACAAGACUACCAGCUGGCACAGCAACAGCUACAUUUAUUGCAGCCGCUUUUGCAGCAACCUCAACAGGAGCAUCACCAACAGCCACCGCAUCAUCACCAAGAAACUCAGCAAGUUCCCAUACAAAUUCACCAACAGAAUGUUGUUGACGUCUGUGUGGGCGUUGUUACCAAUGAAGUAUACAACAACAAUAAUCAACUAUUGAUGACCGAUGUAAAUGAGUUGAAUGAAAACGUGCCAAAUGAAGAGCCGACCGAAGUACCUGUGGCGGCUGUGGCCCCAUCACAAGCUCCUGCCGCGGUAGACGCUCCAGUACCGAUACCGGUACCGGUACCGGCAUCACAGCAUCAGCAACCGCCACCGCCACCAACAGUGGCCGCCGUAGUGACUGCACAGCAGUCGACAUCAAUCACGCCAGUGGCAAGUGCUGCUACAGCUACCAAUGUAUCGACGCAACAGCAACAAAUUCAGACCUCGCCUCCUUUGCAGAAAUAUCACCAACAGCAGCAGCAGCAGCAGCAACAACAACAGCCACCACAACAGCAGCAGCAGCAGCAUCCAAAGCAUCAGCAGCAAUCGUACAAUCGUUACGAUCAGCAGCAACAGCAACAGCAACAGCAGCAGCAGCAGCAACAACAGCAACAACAACAACCGCACCAUAAUCAACAAUAUCACCACCAACAAAAUCAUCAUUAUCAAUAUGAGCAGCGCAGACCACAACAGAAUUACAAUAGUAAUCAGUCGCGCCGUAAAUACGAUUAUAACAAUCCAUCGUAUGCUCCUAAUAAUAACAACAAUAACAAUAAUGAUUCUGCCAUCCAAACUACAAAGACAAUGUCAUGGACAAAUUCGAGCAAAAAGUCAACGGCUUCGGUCGCGGUUACCGCCACACCGACUAACAACAAUAACAACGCCCAGAAUAGAACGUACAGUCAUUCGACGAAGACGUAUACGAAUCAUCAACAUCACUACCAGCAACAGUCGCACUACCAUCAGCAGCAGCAGCAGCAGCACCAACAACAACAGCACGGUGGCCACUACAAUCAAGGGCCGCAGAUGCGCAACUAUAGCGGCAUGAAAAUGCCUUCAUCACCAGUGGGCAGUGGUGCGCCACCACAGUUUGGCAACAAUGUGAGUGGGGGUGAGCGUCGGAAUAGCCAGGCAGAGCAGCCAAAAUACGCGAACUCUAACAAUGGUUCAUACAACAACUACAAUCAAUAUUCCAAUAAUAAUAGCAACAACUCUUCUGGAAGCAGCAUUAAUUUGAAUAGCGCAACGGCAGCUACUUCGACUGCUAGCACCACCGCGGCGCCGCAACACUUCUCGCAACAGCAGCAACAAUACUCACAAGGCGGCUCGCAGCAGCACCAACACCACAACCAGCAGCAACAACCCGCACAGCCGCCACAACAACAGGCGCUGGUAAUCGAUAGCAAGCAAUAUCCCGGCUUUACGAGCAGCAAGAAAGCCGCCGCCGCCGCCGCCGCUGCGGCUGCUGCAGCAGCAACGGCUUCCUCCUCUGUCGCGCCCAUAAUGAAUUUGGCGCCACCAAUCCCUACGAAUACCAACGCCUCCACAUCUAGCACCCAAUCGUGGGCCAGCUUAUUCAGCGACACCAAUACAUCGGCCACAUCGUCCGCAAGCGCCAGUGGUGCCCAGUCCAGCAGCAACAGCAGCAACACGAACGCCAGCAACCAGAGUAGCAACUCUGCACCUGCGCUGCCACCACCAUUUUCAUCCAAGAAGCCGGUUGCCAAAGUUGCGCCGUAUGAGUGCGUUGUGCCUGCGCCGAUCAAUCCUGCCCCGCCAGUGGUGCUGCCGGGAGCCAUGUCCUACUCGGCUGCAUCUGCUCAGGGCAUAUCACCUCAGCAGCCGGCAGCAGCUAAAGCGGCCGCAAAGGCAGAACCGCUCACACCAAUAGCCCGUGCCAAUUUGGACGAAUAUACACUGAAGUUUGCGGAUUUCCUGACAAAGACCAAAACCGACUUGUCCACAGUGAGCUUGCGUCCACGUGGGCUCACCAAUCCCUCCAACUACUGCUACAUCAACUCCAUUUUGCAAGCGUUGCUAGGCUGUGCGCCAUUCUACAACCUGAUGCGCUCCAUACCAAAGCAGGCAGCAGCGCUUUCCGAAGUGCGCACCCCCACAGUGAACGCGCUCAUCUCAUUCGUUUCGCAAUUUUCUACGCUGCCAUCUGGGAUGCGUUUACGCACAAAUAAGGGUCCUAAAGGCAAAGACGAACUGGGUAGUGAAUUGCAAUGCGAUUCUGCUUUCGAACCAACUGAAAUUUAUCGCUUAUGGGUCGAUAGCCGCGAAGAGUACGUGGAGGGACGUCAAGAGGACGCCGAAGAAUUCUUAAGCUAUGUGCUCAACAAACUCAAUGAUGAAAUGCUAGAGGUAAUAAAACUGGUAGCUAAACCAAACGCCGAACAAAAUGGUCGAAACGAUGUUUCGGAGAGUGAAGACGGCGAUGAGUGGCAGAUGAUUUGCAAUAAUCGCAAUAAGGGUAGUGUCACACGCCAAACCGAUUUCGGACGCACUCCCCUGAGCGACAUCUUCCGCGGCGAAUUGCGUUCACGUUUGCAGCGUGAAGGCGAGCACUCUACCGAUGACAUUCAGCCAUUCUUUACGUUGCAACUAAAUAUAGAAAAAGCCGCUUCAGUGAAGGAAGCACUCGAAAUA
Messenger RNA from Rhagoletis zephyria (snowberry fruit fly), 2798 nucleotides. Its product is annotated as GATA zinc finger domain-containing protein 10-like. Gene Ontology annotation, molecular function: cysteine-type deubiquitinase activity. Gene Ontology annotation, cellular component: nucleus; cytosol. NCBI's taxonomy places the organism in Eukaryota, Metazoa, Arthropoda, Insecta, Diptera, Tephritidae. Gene Ontology annotation, biological process: regulation of autophagy; DNA damage response, signal transduction by p53 class mediator; protein deubiquitination. The record is from RefSeq and is a predicted model, not a curated record.